Molecule: messenger RNA, 1558 nt
Organism: Calliphora vicina (urban bluebottle blowfly)
Lineage: Eukaryota; Metazoa; Arthropoda; Insecta; Diptera; Calliphoridae
Product: ethanolaminephosphotransferase 1
Exons: 9
Coding region: 106-1320 (404 amino acids)
Biological process (GO): phosphatidylethanolamine biosynthetic process
Cellular component (GO): endoplasmic reticulum membrane; Golgi apparatus
Molecular function (GO): ethanolaminephosphotransferase activity
Source: RefSeq, a predicted model, not a curated record
CAGAACUCAAAAAAAAAUAUAUACGAAAACAAAAAACCGGCGGACAGUGAGUGUUACAUUUCAAAUUAGAACAACAAUAACAACAGCAGCAACAACAACAACAAAAUGUUGGGCAUCAAAUAUUUAACAGAAGCCCAUUUGAAGGGCUUUGAAAAGUACAAGUACAGCAGCAUAGACACUAGUUACCUCAGUGUGUAUGUUAUGCAUCCAUUUUGGAAUAAAUGUGUAGAGUACCUUCCCCGAUGGUUAGCACCCAAUAUACUGACAUUUGUUGGUUUCCUUAUGACAGUUAUAAACUUUUUAUUAUUAGCGUAUUUUGAUUGGAAUUUUGAAGCGGCAAAUCAAACAGUAAAUCCCGUGCCUGGUUGGGUGUGGUCAGUGGCGGCCUUAAAUAUAUUACUGUAUUAUAAUUUAGAUGGCAUGGAUGGCAAGCAGGCCAGACGUACGGGCACUAGUGGUCCUUUGGGUGAACUUUUCGAUCAUGGUUUAGAUUCAUAUUCUGCCGUUUUGAUACCUAUUUAUAUGUUUUCCUUGUUCGGUACAGAGGAUUUACCACCUUUGCGCAUGUUUUUCGUGAUAUGGAAUGUGUUUUUGAAUUUCUAUUUGACGCAUGUGGAGAAGUAUAAUACGGGUGUCAUGUUUUUACCCUGGGGUUAUGAUUUCACCAUGUGGGGCGUUAGUUUGACGUUGUUUUUAACAACUUUAGUGGGACCUGGCAUUUGGAGAUAUCGCACAUUUUUCAACUUAUCUAUGGCCAAUUUGUUUGAAUUCACUUUAAUUGGUUCGGGUAUUUUUACCAGUCAUCCUAUUAUAAUUAAAAAUAUCUACAUGUCCUAUAAAAAUAAAACGGGUAAAAUGCGACCUUUCCUAGAUGCUGUUCGCCCCAUGUUUGCCUUCCUUUGGCUGUUUCUAUUCACCACCAUUUGGGUAUUAUUCUCACGUAAUCACAUUUUAGAAUUAGAAGCCAGAACUAUGUUCAUAUUAUUCGGCACAUUAUUCUCAAAUAUAGCGUGCCGUUUAAUUGUGGCUCAAAUGUCCGAUACCCGCUGUGAUGGUUUCAAUAUAUUAAUGUGGCCUCUGGUGGCCACAGUUUUAGUUAGUUGUUUCCCCUGGUAUGAACAGCUAUUGGGUGGAGAAAUCGAAGCCGAUUAUGAAAGAUGGGUUAUGCAGGCUCUAACGAUAUUUGUGACAAUAGCCCAUUUGCACUAUGGCCAGGGAGUGGUCCGUGAAAUGUGUUGUCAUUUUAAAAUACGCUGCUUUAAAAUCAAACCUCAAACACCUGCGGAUCAGGAACUGCAAUUGCCUAAUGGAACUGUUUAAUGAAAUUAAUGCCAACUAAAACCUUUUGGAACAAAUUUAUUUUAAUUUAACAAUUUAGUUGUAAGAUUUUAAAUUAAAACCAUCAACCAAAUAAUAGUUUUUAAGCAAAAUAACUUCUAUUAAAUAGAAAAAUAAGGAAUUGUUAUCAUAUUUCUUUUGGAAAAGAAACUUUUUGUUUUUAAAUAUAAAAAGUGAUCUUGACAGAUUAAUUGAAUAAAUAUUUUGAAAAUAAAUUAAA